Exophiala aquamarina CBS 119918 is the source of this 1638-nucleotide messenger RNA. RefSeq lists its product as uncharacterized. NCBI's taxonomy places the organism in Eukaryota, Fungi, Ascomycota, Eurotiomycetes, Chaetothyriales, Herpotrichiellaceae. The coding region runs from base 1 to 1638 and encodes 545 amino acids. Gene Ontology annotation, cellular component: membrane. Gene Ontology annotation, biological process: transmembrane transport. The record is from RefSeq and is a predicted model, not a curated record. Gene Ontology annotation, molecular function: transmembrane transporter activity. The transcript is spliced from 2 exons.
AUGUCGAGAAGACCAUCCCUGCAAGCUCCGCAACGGCGGCGCAGCUCGACGGGCCAGCAUGCCGAGAGCGACGCAGCGCUGGCAAAGCUUGGUUACCAGAGCGAGCUGCCCCGGAACUUGUCCAUGCUAAGUGUCUUGGGCCUAUCGUUUGCCAUCAUGGCCGUGCCGUUCGGCCUUAGCACGACUCUCUACAUCACCUUGACCGAUGGCCAGGCCGUGACCAUCCUGUAUGGUUGGAUCUUCGUCUCGAUCGUUUCACUGAGCAUCGCUGCUUCGCUGGCUGAGAUAUGUGCUGUAUAUCCGACCGCCGGAGGCGUGUAUUACUGGUCGGCGAUGCUGGCGACCAAGGAAUGGGCGCCGAUGAUAUCCUACGUUGACGGCUGGCUGACCUUGAUUGGGAACUGGACGGUGACCCUGAGCAUCAACUUCUCAGGAGGCCAAUUGAUCCUGUCUGCCAUCUCUCUGUGGAACGAAGACUUUGUCCCCAACGCCUGGCAGACGGUGCUGAUGUUCUGGGCGGUCAUGCUGAUCUGCGCCAGUGUCAAUGCUUUUGGAUCGAAAUAUCUGAACCUCAUCAACACGAUUUGCAUCUACUGGACCGGAGCCAGCGUGAUCAUCAUCCUCGUUACCGUUUUGACCAUGGCCGAUGACAAGCGCAGCGCCAAGUUCGUCUUCUCGCACUUUGACGCAUCCGCUUCAGGGUGGCCCAGUGGGUGGGCGUUCUUCGUGGGGCUCUUGCAAGCUGCGUACACUCUGACCGGGUACGGGAUGGUGGCGAGCAUGUGCGAGGAGGUGCAGAACCCUCACCGAGAAGUCCCCAAGGCCAUCGUCCUGUCCGUCGCAGCCGCCGGGCUUACGGGGAUCAUUUACCUCAUUCCCAUUCUCUUCGUUCUCCCAGACGUUGCGACCUUGCUCGCCGUCGCGAACGGCCAGCCGAUCGGACUCCUAUUCAAGACCGUGACAGGUUCUGCAGCCGGCGGCUUCGGGUUACUGUUCCUCAUCCUGGGAAUCCUCUUCUUCGCGGGCAUUGGCGCCCUGACGGCCGCUUCACGCUGCACCUACGCCUUUGCGCGGGACGGCGCGAUCCCGGGCUCGAAGCUGUGGUCGCGCAUCGACACGAAACUCGACGUCCCACUGUGGGGCCUCGUCCUCUCUACCGUAGUUGACUGCCUCCUCGGCCUCAUCUACUUCGGCUCGACGGCCGCCUUCAAUGCCUUCACCGGCGUCGCCACCAUCUGCCUCAGCACCAGCUACGGCAUCCCGAUCCUCGUCAGCGUGCUCCGCGGCCGCAAGGCUGUCCGGCACUCGACUUUCAGCCUGGGCAAAUUCGGAUUCUUUAUUAAUAUCGCCACGUUGUGCUGGAUCUGUCUUGCGGUGGUGCUUUUCUGCAUGCCUGUUGCGAUUCCGGUCACCCCGACGAGUAUGAACUAUGCCAGUGUGGUGUUUGCUGCGUUUUCAAGUGUGGCAAUUACGUGGUAUUUUGUCAGUGCGAGGAAGAGCUUCAAAGGGCCUCCCGUCUUGAAUGAUGUCCAGCCCGAAGAGGGUGUUGCGGUCGCGACACACAGUCCGAGACGUGGUGAGGCUGAGAAUGGUUUGAAGGAUGGAAUGUCGGACGAAACUGAACCCGAGAAGCCGUAG